AUGCAUGUGGAGGAGGCACCAACUUCGCAUGGGCUGUCCCAGUUCUUCAGCCACCCCAUGGCCCAGGUGCUGGAGUCUUCUGCUGCUAAUGCUGCCCGCCUGCUCCCACUGUCCAAAAGUCAUCCGUUUAUCCACGAUCUCAGCUACGGCUCCCUCGAACCAGAACUCAGCGACAAAAGCCUGUUCCCUUCUUUGUAUCAGACGCUACAUUUCUUUCUAAAGAGCACCUCAUUCAACAACAGUGAGGGGGAGACAGUGCAUUUUGAUGAAAAUGGACAAUUAAUUGCAGAAUUUGAUAUUGCAAACUGGGUGACCUUCCCAAAUAACUCCGUGAUGAGAGUGAAAGUGGGAAGUGUGGAUCCCUGGGCUCCUCCUGGAAAAGAGUUAACAAUUGAGGAUAACAGCAUCAUGUGGCAUAGAAGGUUCAAUCAGAUGCUACCCCUUUCUGUUUGCAAUGACAACUGCCAUCCUGGGUUCAACAGGAAGAAGAAGGAAGGGGAGCCAUUUUGCUGUUAUGAUUGUACUCCUUGUCCAGAAGGGAUGAUCUCUGACCAGAAAGAUAUGGAUUCUUGUAUCAACUGUCUGGAAGAUGGCUAUGCAAAUGCAGAACACAAUCAGUGCAUUCCCAAGAGCAUAAACUGCCUAUCCUAUGAAGAAAAUCUGGGGAUCGGUUUAGCUUGGUCUGCUACUUGUUUGGCUCUGAUCACAGCUUUGGUGACUGUACUAUUUAUGAAACAUCAGGAAACUCCCAUAGUCAAAGCCAAUAACCAGAGUCUCACUUAUACUCUUCUUAUUUCUCUCCUCCUUUGCUUUCUCUCCUCCUUGCUAUUCAUUGGGCAGCCUACGAAGGUGGCCUGCCUUCUCCGACAAACUGCUUUUGGCAUCAUCUUCUCUGUGGCCCUUUCUAGUAUCUUGGCUAAAACUAUCACUGUAGUUCUGGCCUUCAUGGCUACCACACCAGGAAUGGCUAUGAGAAAAUGGACGAGGAAAAGAUUGGGGAAAUCUAUUGUCCUUUCAUGUUCCUUUAUUCAAGUAGGCAUUUGUGCUCUUUGGUUAAGCAUUUCUCCCCCAUUUCCAGAGGAUGACAUGCAUUCAGUGCCUGAAGAAAUUAUACUGGGAUGCAAUGAGGGCUCAGCCGCUAUGUUUUACUGUGUCCUGGGCUAUAUGGGCUUCCUGGCAGUGGUCAGCUUCACUGUGGCAUUUCUUGCCAGGAAGUUACCUGACAGUUUCAACGAAGCCAAGUUUAUCACCUUCAGCAUGUUGGUCUUUUGCAGUGUUUGGUCAUCCUUUGUGCCAGCCUACCUGAGUACCAAAGGGAAAUCUAUGGUGGCUGUGGAGAUCUUCUCCAUCUUAUCCUCUAGUGCCGGCUUACUGGGUUGCAUUUUCUUCCCUAAAUGCUACAUCAUUGUGCUGAGGCCAGAUAUGAACAGCAGGGAACAAUUCAUAAGGAAAAGAAAGUAA
Molecule: messenger RNA, 1461 nt
Organism: Eublepharis macularius
Lineage: Eukaryota; Metazoa; Chordata; Lepidosauria; Squamata; Eublepharidae
Product: vomeronasal type-2 receptor 26-like
Exons: 5
Coding region: 1-1461 (486 amino acids)
Biological process (GO): G protein-coupled receptor signaling pathway
Cellular component (GO): membrane
Molecular function (GO): G protein-coupled receptor activity
Source: RefSeq, a predicted model, not a curated record